AUGUUGGGCUUGAACUUCCGCCAUGGUGCCAUGACUGCUUCGUACCCAGGCGACCCGGUUCUCUGCCAGAACUCGCGGAUUUCCCCAGGCAGUUCCAGAGAGAGAGCUAAGGUGGACGACUGGGAUCGGGUUCACAAGCACGAGUGCAAGGUCCUCGAAGUCGACCAAGAUGCUCUCAGGAAUGAGGGCCUAUGGGUCCCUCAUCGCUCACGGCACAUUCACCUCCUAGCCAUCCAGCGCCAGAUGAACGCUCUGAAGGACUCAAACUUUAUCGAGAAAGCAACGCUCUGCAUCAUGCAUCACGCUGGUGUAAACGCCAUGGCUUCCAAGGACUUCAUCUACGUCCUUAGGUCAUUCGCAAGCGAGACCGACACCACCCUUUCACUGGAGAAGUACCGUCGGAAAGCAGCCAAGAGGUAG
This is a messenger RNA of Coprinopsis cinerea okayama7#130, 420 nucleotides long. RefSeq lists its product as hypothetical. The transcript is spliced from 4 exons. The record is from RefSeq and is a predicted model, not a curated record. NCBI's taxonomy places the organism in Eukaryota, Fungi, Basidiomycota, Agaricomycetes, Agaricales, Psathyrellaceae. Bases 1 to 420 code for a protein of 139 amino acids.